This is a messenger RNA of Gavia stellata (red-throated loon), 3086 nucleotides long. RefSeq names its product tripartite motif containing 8 (gene TRIM8). NCBI's taxonomy places the organism in Eukaryota, Metazoa, Chordata, Aves, Gaviiformes, Gaviidae. The coding region runs from base 511 to 2166 and encodes 551 amino acids. The transcript is spliced from 7 exons. The record is from RefSeq and is a predicted model, not a curated record.
UUUUUUCUCUUCCUUUUUUCCUUUGCUGCUCCGCCGGGUUAGAAGCAAAUCUCGGGGGCCGCAGAGAGAAUUCGUUUUUUCGCCAUCGUCAUCAUCGCUAUUAUUAUUAUUUUUUAAUCUUUCUCCUUUUCCCAUUUUGGAUCUUAACCCUUUGAUCUAUUUCCUUUAAAAGACUCUUGAUUCCCAACUCCCAUCAGGGGGAGAGGGAGGAGAAAUACAGGGGAGGAAAAAAAAAAAACCCUGAGCGAGUCCGUGCUCUCAGCUGUUAGCCAGGUUGGUGGGGGACAAAAGUCCCUUUAAAAUAUUGAAUGUCAGUUGCAAACCUAAGAAAAGAAAAAUCCGAUCCGGAGUGCUAAAUUUAGGAGCUUUAUAUGGAACUUGGACUCUGCUGCUGGAUUUUGUAUGGAUUUUUUUCAACCUUUGGGAGGACAGACCCCGGCGUCCGCCCCUAGACUGCACUGAGCGACCGAAGCGGGUGGGGGGAAACAUCGCCAGAGGCUGCCGGCAGAGAUGGCCGAGAAUUGGAAGAACUGCUUCGAAGAGGAGCUCAUCUGCCCCAUUUGCCUGCACGUCUUCGUGGAGCCGGUCCAGCUGCCCUGCAAGCACAACUUCUGCCGGGGCUGCAUCGGGGAGGCGUGGGCCAAGGAGUCGGGCUUGGUGCGGUGCCCGGAGUGCAACCAGGCCUACAACCAGAAGCCCAACCUGGAGAAGAACCUGAAGCUCACCAACAUCGUGGAGAAGUUCAACUCCCUCAACCUGGAGAAGCCUCCCUCCGUCUUGCACUGCGUCUUUUGCCGCCGGGGCCCGCCGCUGCCGGCCCAGAAGAUCUGUUUGAGGUGCGAGGCCCCGUGUUGCCAGUCCCAUGUCCAGACCCACCUGCAGCAGCCCUCCACGGCCCGGGGCCAUCUCCUGGUGGAGGCGGACGACGUGCGGGCCUGGAGCUGCCCCCAGCACAACGCCUACCGCCUGUACCACUGCGAGGCCGAGCAGGUGGCCGUCUGCCAGUUCUGCUGCUACUACAGCGGAGCCCACCAGGGACACUCGGUCUGCGAUGUGGAGAUCCGCCGCAAUGAGAUCAGGAAGAUGCUGAUGAAGCAGCAGGACCGCCUGGAGGAGCGGGAGCAAGACAUCGAAGAGCAGCUCUACAAGCUGGAAUCAGACAAGCGGCUGGUCGAGGAGAAAGUGAGUCAGCUGAAGGAUGAGGUGCGCCUGCAGUACGAGAAGAUGCACCAGAUCUUGGACGAGGACUUGCGGAAGACCAUGGAGAUCCUGGACAAGGCCCAGGCCAAGUUCUGCAACGAGAACGCGGCCCAGGUCCUCCACCUCAACGAGCGCAUGCAGGAGGCCAAGAAGCUUCUCAGCUCUGUCCAGGUCAUGUUUGACAAAACCGAGGACAUCAACUUCAUGAAGAACACCAAGUCUGUGAAAAUCUUAAUGGACAGGACCCAGAACUGUACAGGUGGCAGCCUGCCUCCACCCAAAAUUGGCCACCUCAACUCCAAGCUCUUCCUGAAUGAGAUCGCCAAGAAGGAGAAGCAGCUCAGGAAGUUGCUGGAAGGUCCUCUGAGCACCCCCGUCCCCUUCCUGCAGAGCAUCCCCAUGUACCCCUGCACUGUCAGCAACUCCGGCGCGGAGAAGCGCAAGCACUCCACCGCCUUCCCCGAGGGCAGCUUCCUCGAGCCAUCGUCCGGGACUGUGGCGAGCCAGUACAUGAGCCAGGGCGCUUCAGCUGGCGAGGGGCAGUCCGCACAAGCCAUGGUGCCUUGUAGCUCCACGCAGCACAUAGUUGGACUUCCCAGCGGCCCGCAGCCGGUGCACUCGGGCUCCGUCUUCAACCCAUCUCACUACCCCAACACCACGUCAUCUCAGCAGUCCGUGCUAUCCCAGUACGGCGGGCGCAAAAUCCUCGUCUGCUCCGUGGAUAACUGUUACUGUUCCUCUGUGUCCAACCACAGCGGGCACCAGCCCUACCCGCGGUCGGGGCACUUCCCCUGGACGGUCUCCUCGCAGGAGUACUCCCACCCGCUGCCGCCCGCCCCUGCUGUCCCCCAGUCACUCCCGGGACUUGCCGUGAGGGAAUGGAUUGACGCAUCCCAGCAGCACGGGCGGCAGGAUUUCUAUAGGGUCUAUGGCCAGCCGUCGGCGAAACACUACGUCACCAGUUAACCGUCACACUCUCCGGAGAGUCCCGUUCGAUGAUGCGUUCAGAGAGAAAAGUCUGGUUUGGUUUGGCUUUUCUUUUUUUUCCCCCCCAUUUUAAAUCAAACCCAGUUUUUCCCCGCCUUGUGCCCCUCCAGGAUUUUGGGGAGGGUUGUUCUCUCAUCUCUCUCUCUCUUUUUUUUUUUUAAUCCUUUUAAAAUGAAAUAAUAUUUUUUUUUCCUUUUAAUUCCUUUUUUUAAUUUAAUUUUGGAAAGUCCUUCCUGCCCCUCGCUGGGAAAAGACAAGGGAGAAAUUACCGAGAAGAAAUUGAUGGGGAUUUCAGUCAGGCAUCUGGGUCUGUGCGUUGCGCUCUUCCUCGCUCCUCUCUGCCUUUGGAAAACUUCAGAAGGGACAGUGGCACCUUCUCUGUUUCCAUUUCUCUGAGUUCAUUUUUUCUGGUUUGGUUCAGUUUUCCCCCUUUCCCCAUCCCUCUCCUUCCCUUUUUAAAAAGAAAAAAAUCUAUCAUUGAUUCAGUAUGAAACGAUACUUGUAGAUUUUGGGUUUGUUACUUUUUUUUUUAAAAGGCUGAUUUUUUUUUUGUGUUACGAGGCCACUUCUCAUGCAUAUUGGCAUUUUUUUUCUUCUUCUUCUUUCAGAGAUUUGUAAAUACACAAUGGCAGGAAAUUUAAUGCACAAAAAAAAAGGGAAAAGAAACUUUAAAAAAAAAAAAACACGAAUAAAUAAAAAAAAAAAUGUUCUAGUUUCCAGGAGGGGAAGUGUGGCCGAAAUGCACCCCCCUCCUGCGUAUCGCUGAUGCAACUUCCUGUAACAAGCACUUUGUAUAAAAAAAAAAGUGGACUUCCUGCUAUAAGGCACAGGUAUUUAUUCUGUAACCGAUUUUAGAACACACACACAAAAAAAAUAUUCAAAUAAAUGUGAUCACUUAG